ACAUGUUUUUCUCAAACCUAUGCCCAAAGAUAUUGGAAAUAAAAAAAUGUACCUUCUUUCAUUACCAAAUCUGGGACAACCGUCUGCUAGAAAAAAAUAUAUACGACAUUUAAUCUAAAACUUUUGUGACUACACACGAUGGAAAGAGAACUACUCAUGAGUGUAAGUAGUUCAAAUAAGUAGUUUGGAAAGUAAUAUAAAGUGCAAACUGCAAAAUGCGACUAUUGUUUAACUAGCAACUAAAAAACAGGCAUUUAAAUGUAACUAUGUAAACUAUAUUAUUUCACACAAUUGUGUAGGAACAAAAAUGAUUCUUUUGUUGCUGUUUUGUUUUUUGAUCCAUCAAAGUUAUGAGGUUACAGAAAACACCCCUUUUAAUCCACGGGGACCCCUUGUGAAAUGUUCCUUUUUGCCAUGGGAGUUUAUUACGUGUAAAGAACCAGUGGAUCAUCGAGGUAACAGAACAGCCAAAGAAGAAAUGGGACACGGUUGUGUUAAAUUUGGUGGUAUGAGAUACGAAGACGUAGAACGAACCAAAGUUGAGUGUACAGUUUUGGAGGAUAUAGAAUGUUACGGAAAUAAGACUUUCUUUAAAGAGGGCGUGGCAUGUGUUAAAUAUUCAAACCAGUACUUUACAACAACUUUAUUGUAUAGCAUCCUUCUUGGUUUCCUGGGAAUGGACCGUUUCUGCUUGGGUCAAACAGGAACGGCAGUUGGAAAGUUACUAACUUUGGGUGGAGUUGGUAUUUGGUGGAUUGUCGAUAUUGUUUUACUUGUUACUAAUAAUUUAGGACCAGAAGAUGGUAGUAAUUGGAAUCCAUAUGUGUAACAUAAUUUAUUAAGACUAGUGUAAGAUAAAUAAAAAUUUACUUUUCA
This is a messenger RNA of Zophobas morio, 876 nucleotides long. RefSeq names its product TM2 domain-containing protein CG11103 (gene amrt). The transcript has a single exon. The coding region runs from base 308 to 829 and encodes 173 amino acids. The record is from RefSeq and is a predicted model, not a curated record. NCBI's taxonomy places the organism in Eukaryota, Metazoa, Arthropoda, Insecta, Coleoptera, Tenebrionidae.